This is a messenger RNA of Cryptosporidium muris RN66, 6978 nucleotides long. RefSeq lists its product as uncharacterized. The record is from RefSeq and is a predicted model, not a curated record. Lineage: Eukaryota; Apicomplexa; Conoidasida; Eucoccidiorida; Cryptosporidiidae. The coding region runs from base 1 to 6978 and encodes 2325 amino acids. The transcript has a single exon.
AUGAGGUUCAUAUUAGGAAAUCUAUGUGCCUACUUGUGUCUUACUUCCUUACUAUUGAAAUUUAAGUGUGUAAGAUCUGCAAAGUACACUAUUGAACCUGCUUUGGCUUUAUUACCCUGGACAUCAAAUAAUGUUUCAGAGAUUCGGAUUAGAGUUAGCGAAGGGUGUUUUGAGUGGAAAUAUGAUAUAACUGAAUAUUUAGAAGUUAGUAAUUAUGAAAUCCGCAUAGAUGAAAAUGGUAAGGAUUGUACAGAUGCUAUUUUUAUUAGAUCUUUAUGGCCUUUUAAAGAUAUUAAAGGUAUAUUUCCAAUUAUAGCUAUAGAAAAGUAUACAGGUGAAAUUUUGCGAAGUGAGGUUCAUGUUGCAAAUAUUGAGAGUAUUAAUAUAAGUACAAGCUCAAAGAGAAUAAGACUAGGUUUUUUAGAAAUGUUGAGUGCAGUGGGGUUUGAUAAUGAAGUUAAUACAUUCACUUCACUACAAGGAGUAAAUAUAGAAUGGAAGAUAAACAACGAGAAUAUUGUUGCUGAUUCUUUAGAGGGUCAAACAAUAACAGUUCAUGGCUCCAAAGUUGGAUCAAGUAUAGUUAGUGCAAUUGUAAUUGAUUCAAAUGGUUUGAAAAUUACAGAAACUAGUGUUGUUAUAUACGUGGAAGACCCAUUUAGGGUUAUUCCCUACUCUAGACAAGCUCCAUUCGGUUCUAUAUAUCCAAUAAAAUUAAUUAAGGAAGAUUUCAGUGAUUUGUUGCUUAAUAUAAACGAUAGAGAAUACUACAAAUGUUAUAUAUCUAGCGAACUAUCUUCAAAAAUUCCUAGUGAUACUAUUCUUGAUAAUAACUACUUACUUAUUGGGUAUCCUGAUCCAAAUGAAUCUUCUUUACCAACUAUUACAGUAUCAUGCGUAGAUAAAAGAGUUGAGGGUAGUUCAUCAAUAAGCAAAACAACAGUUUCGUAUCCAGCGAGUAUAAAGUUAGGCUUAUUAGAGUCUGAUACUAUAUCUAGAGAUGAGAAACUAAACAAAGACAACUUAGCUGACUUUAUAGAUUCGUAUUAUAUAAAGGGUGAAAGCUUAGUUAAGCAAACAGGAAUGUUCCAACAUGUACUUGCUAAGGAUGAGUUAGUUAUAACUAGGGAACAAGAUGCUGUCGUUCAAAUAAAACUUCUUAACAAGGCUGGUAAAUUCCUUUCAGUUCCUAAAAAUGCUGAAUUUAACAUUAUCUGUCUUAAGAGUUGUGAAAAUGUUAAUAUAAAACCUUAUAGUUUAGAUCAAAAUUAUUUGACAUCUUUCUUAUCUAUUCAGGGGAUAAAAGUUGGUACAAGUCUUUUCACUUUGAGUUUGGAAUCUAUAGGGUUGAUGAAAUAUGGUCAAGGGAAAGAUGAAUAUUUAACAUCUAUUAAUUACUCUUUCACUAUAAGUGUAAUUGAGCCUUUAAAAAUUACUAUCAAAGAUUUACCUGUAGUUUUACAUCCUGGUAACCAGACAUUUAUAUUACAUGAUAAAUUGACUGGGGGGACAGGAAACUUUCAUUUUUGUAAUCAAAAUAAUCAAAUCAUUAAUAUUGAUCCUUACAAUGGGAAUUUGGUAACUAGUGACGUUAAUGUAGGCUUUACAAUGAUAAAUAUUUUAGAUAUUGGUAUUUUAUUUCAAACUAAUCGAAAUUUUACUACUCAAGAUUUAUGUAAGGAUUUUCUAAAAUAUCAAAUACUUAAUCUGCCCAUAAUAGUAACUUUUUUGGAUAAAAUAUCAUUUGAUGCUAAUAGUUUAGAUACUAAUUCAGCUUAUAUACACAAUAAUACUUUAUAUAUUUCAUCAAUCCAUCCAGCUAUUACUUUAGAAAUUCAAGCAUUUGGAUCAGCAGAUGGAAUUGAUAUACCAAGAAAUCCUGAAUGGUCAAAUUUAGAAAGGCUCAAGUACACUGAAAUGAUAUCUAUGAGUAACCUUUCUGUUUUUAAUCCAUGUAAACUCUACUUUUUAUUAUCUAACAAGAGCUUGGUCGUUAAUUCAAAUGAAGAUAAUCAACUGGCUACCAACUUACAAGUUUGCAGAGACUUGUUAGCUGAAGGAAGUUGGCAAUUUACCUUUAGAACAAAUGAAACUUUGCAACCAGAAUUUGUGUCAUUAUAUUUUCAACAUAACAAACUAGUUGUACUACCCAAUUCUAGUGGUACAAUAUAUGUGCCAAAUAUUACUCAAAUAUAUAUCUUUGGACAAAUGCAAAAUCAAUACUAUGAAUUUCCUGCUUUAACAACUUCCCUUAAACUGGAAAUUUAUUCUGAGAUUAAUGUGAUACCACGUAUCUCACCAUUCCUUCAAUUUUAUAUAAACAACGGCUCAUAUAGAAUAGAAAGUCAAAGUUAUAUUGACGUCCAAUUAAAAGGAGGAAUAAGAAGUUCUAGUUCAGAAAUUCUAUAUUUAUUAGAGGCUCAGAUAUUAAAAUAUGGAGAAAUAAAGGAUAUUAAUUCAGAAAUUGUGAAAGUUGACAGGCUAUUAAGUGGAGAUGAUGUAUUUAGAAUUGGCUGUAAAUCUUUAGGUCAAACUGCUGUGAAGUUUUCCACUUCUAUUCUAGAUAAUGAUUUUAAAAUUGCAACUACUGAUACAAAAGUAUAUGUAGAGUGCUGUCAAAUUGAUAAACUCAAAAUUUUCUGGAUAUCAGAUGAUGAACUAGAAACUAGUAUCCCCUGCAAUUUGCAAUAUGAAGAUUGUCAUGACUUAUACAUAGAUUCUACAUCUAAACACAAGUUUGGAGUAUUUGCUUAUGAUUCUAAUAAAGAGGAUUACCCUUUAUUAUCAUUUAAUAAUUUUGCUGUAGAGUGGUAUUUUGAGGAUAUGAAGGAGAGUAAUGAACUCUCAUACAACUUUCUGGAUGACUAUAUUCAAAUAUGGGUAUUAUACAAUGAAUCAAUAUCCAAGUUUAAAGAUAUUUCACUUUUAGCUUCUAUCCACAGUUUAUCUGAGGAUUCAAAUAUAGCUUAUAAGUAUCUAGCUAAUAUAAAGGUUAUAUUAGUGCUUCCACCAAAACUUGUUUCACCAAACAUGAUUAUUGACGAUAAUCGGGAUAUUUAUAAAUAUAAUGAAUCUCCAAGUUGGAGCCUGUUAAGUGGUACUCACGAGUUGGGUAUAAUUUAUGGAUCUGGCAAAUUUAACAUUUCUCUUACACUAAUGAAUAACAAAAAUUAUCCUGAUAACUUUCUAAACCCCACUCUAAAUUACUAUCAAGAAAAAAAGGAAUCUAACUGGCAAUUUUUGGAUAUAUUUCCUUUUCACUUAAAUACCUCAUCUUUCUCUGGAACAUUCACUUUGACAGUUAUGGAUGAACUUACUCUCCCAAAAUAUACUAUAAAGAAACAAAUAUUUAUAGGGAAAGUAGCAAGAGCUGAACUUGUGUGGAUUGGACAAGUCAAUUUACUUGGUAAUAUAGAUUCUACAAAUAAGAUGACUGAUAUAUUGAAUGAAGAUGUUAGUCUGGAUGAAGAGUCAAACUAUAUGACUGAUCAAUUAUCAGCUAUAGAGUUUCAAAUUCCCUUUUCCUAUUAUAUUUACUUAAAAAACUUGAGACAGUAUUAUGAUCCUCCUUGCUUUGAAUUAAACUGCUUACUUUCGAAUAGUGCGAUGUCAUCAUUUAUGGUGAUUUUAUACGAUGAGAAUAACCGAGUUCUCGAACCCUGGCAAAGUGAUUUAAUUGAUGUUCAAAUAAAACAUCAAGAGAAACGAAUGAACAAUAUAUUGAAUUCUUUAGAUAUUCUUGAUAUCUUUCAACAUCCAGAAGAAGAUUUAAAUAUAGUAGUAAACCCUUUAAGAAAUUCAAAGGUUACCUACAUUAUGAAUAGUGUAAAGAAAUCAAAUAUAAUAUUGACUUUAGAGUUGAAUGUUAACUCAGUAAAAACGAAUGCAAUUAACCUAAUGGUAUAUCCAGAUGUUGAGGUCGAAUCUAAUUCUCAACAUAUUUCUUUAUUCCCUCAUGGUUCACCUUUUAGCUUAGCCGUUUCUGGAGGUCCUUGGAUAUCAGCAUUCAAUAAAUUCACCUUUACAUGGGAUGUAUCAUCUAGUAACCAAAAAGUUAUACUUGUGAGGAAAGCAAGUCAGAGAAUUAUAGAACCUCUUGGCGUAAUUGGCUAUUCAGUUAUUACCGUUAAACUCUUAGCUUCUGCAAAUUCAAUUACCUUCCAAAAUGUAGUUAUUUUUAAAAGGUCUAUCAAGGUCUUCGUUGAAUUUCCACAUAAGAUUGAUAUUUUGUCUCCAGACUAUUUCCAAGUUUAUGUAGGAUAUCCUAAACUUUAUACUCUUAUAGUAUGGACAAAGGAUGAAGAUUUACCACCUAUUCAUCCAAGUCAGCUUAUACCAUCACUCUUGACUUCAUGUAAAAUCGAUUGGAAUAUAUUGUCUAGUGAAUCUGAAUAUUCACACAAUUCAAAUAUAUCAUGUAUAUAUCCUUUAGACUCUAAUCAGGAUAUAAAAAGUCCAAAGUCUCUAAUAGAAGGAUAUCUUGAAUGUCCAAACUCACUGGACUCUUAUUAUGAAUUUAUUAUAUCUCUAGCAACUUAUAAAACUGGAAGUCUUACUCUGAAUGCUAAAGUUUCUUGUUCUUUUAACUCAAAUUCCACAUUUGAUCUUAGUGUUUCAAAGAAUAUUGAAAGCUUAAAACCAAUCGACUUUAUUUCGAAUAAUCUUUGGCUAAUUAGCGAUACAUUGUAUAAUCUCACCAUUCCAGCAGAUAUAGAAAUUACUUCUUAUGGAAAUACAUAUAUUAAAAUAACAGUAGAAGUUUCUCAGAUCAUUCAUAUUGAUACUAGUUCUAAGGUCAAUGAUAAUAUUGUUCUCAUAAUGGAAGACAAAAGAUUAAAAUCAAAGUUUAACAAAACAUUCCUUCCUAUUACUAUUUCAGAAGUUAAAAAUGUGAGGAUAUCUUUUCAAAUUGAUGAACAGAGAUAUUAUAUUAUUUCAAUUUUACCCCUAAAUUCAAUGGGAAUACCUCUUAAAGUUUCACAUCACUUUUGUCUGCAACUAUCAAUUAGGCUUCCAUUUGAGGAAGAUAUCAAAGGUUUACAACUAACUCAAGUAUAUACUUUGAAUAAUAAUAAAAUCAAUGAUAGGACUUUUCCAUCUCCAGAUUUACUUUUUGAAAUUGAAAACAGAAGUAAUCUAUACUCUUUCUGCGAAUUUAGAGUUGUGGCUAAAUCUCUCUCUUUAUAUAGAAGAAAUUCAAGUGUUAUCUCUUCACUAUCUGCGAAUUCUGCUUCAUUGUGUCUAACAAUAUCAAUCUACCGUGGACCUAUUUUUCUGGGAUCUCAACCAUUUUGUAAUUUUGAUGAUACUUUAAUACACGAACCAGUUGUUUUAUCAUAUCCUCCUGCAUUAUUACCUUCUAAUCAAAAAUACAAAAUAUAUGUACUUCCAGGUUCUAAAAUUCAUCUGAAUACUUUGGAAUGGGAAAUAAAGGGCAUAAUUCCUAGUAUACUUAGAUUUUAUACUUUAAUUAAUAAUAUAGAUCAGAUGGUAGAUAUAGAAUAUGCAGUUGAAACUGAAGUAGCAUCAAUAUUGGAUAUUCCGUUAGAUAAAGUAUCUGCAAAAUUAGUUAAAGAAAUUCCUCUUGAUUUGAAAGACAUGGAAUUUGUAAAUUCUUCAACUUCCUUUAUUUUUAUCACAAUUAAUGCUAGGGUAAGUCCUAUAAGGUUAUGGCAAGAUCUCAAUCUAAAAUCAAUAAACUUACUAACAAGACUUGGUAUUUAUUGGAUUAAUGACCAUGAUAACUCGAAAGAAUGGAGAAUUAUUUCAUUAAACUCUUCAUCUGAGUUUAUUAAGAUGAAUAUUCUAAAUAUACCAACUGGAGACUCUUAUAUUGGAACUUGUUUAGUAACAUCUUUGUCAAAUAUUGUUGAAUUUGAAAUCUGCAUCACUUCUUUUAAAAAUGCUAUGACAAAUUUAGUGUUGUCAAACUCAGGUUCUCUAUUUUUAGACAAUCCAUGGGCAUUUGAAAUUAUUCCUACUAUAAAAGAAACUAAAUCAGCAACAAAUUCUAAUAACUUUAGCUUUUCAUGGAAUCCCAUUUAUAGCAACUUAUUUUAUACCUCUCCUAUUUAUAAAUUCCAUUGUAACAUAGAUCAAGACUUUCUUAAUAGAUUUUAUACUACUGAGAGCUAUUGGAAAAUGCAUCAAAGUGCCUCUAAAAGUUACAUUAUAGUUCCUUCUUGUAGUUUAAUUCCAAAAAUACACAAUUCUAAAUACUCACCUAGUACUCUUGAAAAACUUACAUAUGGAACCAAGCCUCCUCAUAGAUUUGGAAUAUUAACAAACCUUUCCUCUGGAAUAUCAAUACUAGAGUUGUUAAUAACUGAUGAUACUAAAUUAUACAAGAAUAAAUAUACGAUUGGAUAUAUACCAUUCAAGGUUCAUCCUAUUAUUUUAGAAUCUCAAAGUUCAUCUUUCUUAACUGAAGAGAAUGUAUCAACAAAAUUUCUGUGGAACUCUAAUGGCUAUUUUAUUAGUAUCACAACACCUUAUUAUAUAACAAAAACUAUUAAACUACCAAUUGACUUGAAAUUUUGGUUUGGUAAUUCAGAUACAAGACUUUCAGCAACUUCUAUUAGAUCUUUAAAUCCAGAUAACUACCAAGUAUACUUUAGUACAAACAAGUAUCAAGGAGGCUUGGUACAAAUUAAACAAAAAGAUUUAAAUAAUAUUCCUAUUGCUAGUAAUGUACUUUUAUCUGGUCUCAAUAUUUCAAUGGAAUUUGUAGAUAAAUUUUUUAAACACGAAAUUGAGAUCAUUUUUACUCCUGAGGAAUCCAGAGAAAAGGAUCACUUGCUAGAAUAUCAUAUAACCAAAAGUUAUAGAUAUAUUUGGAGUAAAAUCUUAUAUACCUUUAUAGUUCUUACAAUCUCUAUUGGUACAAUUGCAUAUAUAAAAAUAUUCAGGUUUAAAAAUAAGACACAAGUUGAGAAGAUAAAUUCACCUUUUAGAAAAUUAAAUACGAUAAGGUGUUAA